Molecule: messenger RNA, 255 nt
Organism: Medioppia subpectinata
Lineage: Eukaryota; Metazoa; Arthropoda; Arachnida; Sarcoptiformes; Oppiidae
Source: the annotation of a GenBank genome assembly
AUGUCCACAAUGAAGACCAUCACCACUGGUGGUCGUGAGAGGGAAGCCUUCGAGAAGUGCUAUCGAGUCGGACCCGUCCUCGGGAAGGGAGGCUUCGGCACCGUUUAUGCCGGCACUCGACUCCGCGACUCAUUAGCCGUGGCCAUUAAGCACAUCAGUAAGGAUAAGGUGACGUCUUGGGAUGCGUGUUCUGGCCAUCGAUUACCACUUGAGAUAAGUCUACUGCGAAAAGUGGAUCACAUCUCAGAGCAGUGA